UCAGUGUGUGGUUUAAAGGGGUUGGACUGAGAGUGUGGUGUAUGUGUGUGUGUGAACGCGAGAGGGCGCUGUUGUGUGUGUGUGUGUGUGUGUGCGCUCCUAAACAGCGCACACACCGUGCAGUCGCUGCUGUUAUGUGUUGUAUGGCGCUGGUUCUGGACGCGCUGAGCGUUUCUCUCGCUUCUUCUUCGAGACGUUUGACAUGUAGAGGAGAAAAACUGCCAUGAGCUCCAAUUUCGCUCUGUCGAGAAGUUUAAGGAGGACUGGGAGCUUCCCAUCCGCGAGAACCGUGAGGAUAGUCAUCCUAGGACAAGCAGCAGUGGGCAAAACAGCUCUGGCCGUGCGAUUCAUCACUAAGAGGUUCAUAGGAGAGUAUGAUCCAACUCUAGAGACCAUCUACAGACAUGAGGUGACAAUAGGGGGCGAUGCAGUCAUCUUUGAGAUAUUGGACACAGCCGGACAGGAGGAAGACGCCCUGAUGGUUGAGGAGAAAAUCAAAUGGGGCGACGGCUUUAUCAUCGUUUACUCCGUGACUGACCGCUGCAGCUUCGAUGAGGUCAUGCGUCUUUGUUUCCUGGUCAACCACAUCCACACAGCGGGUGGCAGACGGAGCUGCGCUGAGCCACCGCCCAUGCUCAUAGUGGCCAAUAAAAAGGACCUGGAGUUCGACCGGAUGGUUUCCACGGAGGACGGAGAGAGCCUUUCUCGCGGCCUGAAGCUUCCUCUGCAUGAGGUCUCGGUGCGGGAUGGAUGGGAGGAGACAGCAGGAGUGUUUCACGCUCUCUAUGCUGAUGUGAUUCAGCAGAUGGACUCGUCUCCGCCGUCUUUCCGCAGACGCGCCGUCUCCAGAUUGAUGGAUAAAAUCCCCAGAAUCCACUCCAACUCUGCGUUGGCCUCCACCGGCCGCAGUUUCAGCUUCAGCUCCUUCAGAGACCUCCUUCCUGACUGAGUGAGGGGCUGACAUGAAAGAGCAUAGCUGUGGGGUGCACAGUAUAUCGUUUGUCUUUAUUGCGACACUGAACUUCACUGGUAUAACGCUGGUAUAAAAGUGUGCGAUGUGCAGAUGAGCCAUCUAACCAGUCGCUGAGCGUUUUGUUGUGUGCUGUGGCCAAUCACAGCUGUCCAAUGGGUGUUCAGAUGAGUCAGAGAUUCAGCAAAUUAAUUGUCACUGUCCAAAAAAAAAAAAAGGCUUCAAAGAA
Molecule: messenger RNA, 1199 nt
Organism: Pygocentrus nattereri (red-bellied piranha)
Lineage: Eukaryota; Metazoa; Chordata; Actinopteri; Characiformes; Serrasalmidae
Product: ras-related and estrogen-regulated growth inhibitor-like
Exons: 4
Coding region: 224-949 (241 amino acids)
Molecular function (GO): GTPase activity; GTP binding
Source: RefSeq, a predicted model, not a curated record